Ornithodoros turicata is the source of this 2851-nucleotide messenger RNA. Its product is annotated as endothelin-converting enzyme 2-like. Gene Ontology annotation, cellular component: plasma membrane. Gene Ontology annotation, molecular function: metalloendopeptidase activity. NCBI's taxonomy places the organism in Eukaryota, Metazoa, Arthropoda, Arachnida, Ixodida, Argasidae. Gene Ontology annotation, biological process: protein processing. The record is from RefSeq and is a predicted model, not a curated record. The transcript is spliced from 4 exons. The coding region runs from base 1 to 2793 and encodes 930 amino acids.
AUGGGCAAGAAGUGUUUUGUUCCCGGCUAUCGCAGCGGCUACAGGUCGUGCAAAGAGAAAGUGUCGCUCUUUUCCGUGCCUAAAGAUGUCGAGCGACUGAACGCGUGGAGACGAUGGACCCGCAAGGAUCGCGUUCUGAGCGCAAACGACAAAGUUUGCGAGAAACACUUUGAAGUACGAAAACCACAGUCCACAACGCAAGCACUGCACGACAAGCUAAGCUGUGCAGUGCCUAGCAUUUUCCCAAACUGUCCUGCUUGCACGUACGUCAGCGAAGAACUAUCUGACAUCAGCGAGAAUCCGUCCGAGUAUCACUUUCAGGAUAGCCAUGAAGCUGGUAACAUCGCGGCUUCAGUUUUUGAAAGACUGUUUAAAAAUCCUGCCUGGGUAACACUGCCUUCUCCCGUAUGGGGCUACCACAAAAUCGACCUGGACGGUGAAGAAGCUGCCGAAGAUGCUCGUGUGCUCGUGGAGACAGCCGUCGGACUGAAGAGGAAGAACAAGAAGCACACAGAAGCGAGAACACGACCGUUGUCAAGUCCACCGCAGUUAACUCUUCGCUUGAAACCACAUCACCGAGGCUGCCUUUCCAAAAUGACUUCGACAUUGAGCGAUGAACAAACGGAGUUCGAAGAAGUACAAGGUAAAGUCAAGACCUUGCGACUCAUUGUGGGAGCAGCAUUCGUGGUACUUUGCCUGAUCAUUGCAGUUUCUAUCGGUGUUGUGCUUUACGGUUGGAACUCAGGGAAAGAAUCAACGUCAAGCGGUGAUGACUUGCAGAAGCCACGAAUGACGACGCCAACGAAUUCAGCACCAUCAGAAACAACGGCGGACACGGGCAAGAGAGACCAGGUCAUGAAAAGAGUGUGCGACACUGAAGACUGUCACUACAUGCGGUGGUUCAUUGACACAUCUGUUGACAAAUCGCUGGAUCCCUGCAGCAACUUCUUCAACUACGUCUGCAAAGGUGCCGUGAGUACCUUCAACGAUAAACCUGGCCAGGGCAUGUUGGCUCAUGCCAAUUUCAAAAUAAUAUCGGACAUGGAGCAUUGGCUAAUAAACGGACACGCUCAACCCCGAAGACAAUCUGCAUACCAGAAAGUAAUCGCAACGUACCAGUCGUGCAUGAAUACCAGUCACCAGGCCUUCGAUGAGAAUAGAAGGUACAUAGAGAACCUUCUGAAGGGGCAUCGAAUGGCGCUGACCGAGGGUUUAGAUUUCGACCCGAUGACCAAGCAGUUGGAAUUCUGUUUUACAGACUGGCCGUUGAUAUACAACCUGGACACGUUCCCACACCGCAGCAGCAAUGAAGCUUUCAUAGAAAUGAGGCCAUACUUGGUUACGCAACGCACGAUUCAAGGAAACACCUCUGCUGAGCGGAAGGAGUUUGUAGAAACCGUUUUGAAAGCCAUAUUUGCCCUCAAAGAUAUUGACGACGCUACCAUUAACUCUGUCUUAGAUGCCGAGGACGGUGUUUUUAACCUGACUGGUACGAUGAAUCUGAGCGGGCUUAUUAUUCCUGUGGCUGAACUCGGCUUUGUCGAAAAUGAUCAGACACUUGCGAGGAGGUGGAUCCAUGCAAUAUCAAAGUACAUUCGGGGUGACAUUAACCAGAUCAAAUUGAGUACUAGCGUCGGCGCCGCUACGCUUUUCCAUGAUCUUUUUGGAAGGAAUGCUCCAAUCGCCAAUGAGACCGUUGAAACAGCGUUAGCAUGGAUGUUAACAUACACUUUGUAUGAUUCAGCUGGUUUGAAGGACUACAGAAAUGACCGAAAUCUAACCAGACGACGAUGUUUAUACGAUCUCUUUUCCAUAUUCCCUACGGUUGCCGGAGCUAAAGUGUUGCUGGAAGUCAUUAACAGGUCAAGAGUGGACGCUGUAAAGGCAAUGACGACCGAAAUCGGUAAAGAAGUUGAGGUGUCAUUCACGAAGUCGAGGUGGCUGGACGAUGUCACUAAGAAACGAGCUCUGGAGAAAGUGUCACGUAUUAUCAGACUAAUAGGGUAUCACUACGAUAUGAUGUCACCGCAAGAGUUCGACAGGUACAUGAGGUACGUUCCCGACAUGGAGGGAGUGUACAUAAAGAAUAUUAUUGAUGCUUUCGCAGGAAAAGCUAAAAGACUCUGGGAGUCCCCAUUUGGGAACCCGAAUUCCCUCAAUUUGUCUAUUUACCGGUACACAACGAAGAUGCCGAUUUUCAUCGUGAACGCCGUGAAUUUCGUGUUGUUAAACGCGAUCUUUGUGCCUGCAGCCACGCUGUCUCGUCCAAUGUUCACCUACGGCGGUCCUCCAGAACUGAAUUACGGUGCCCUGGGUCACAUAAUAGUGCACGAAAUGAUGCACAGCUUCGACGACUUAGGUGUUUAUUUUAAUGGUUAUGGUGAAUUUACCAUGCUGUAUACGCCGCAAAGUAUGCAAGCGUUUAAAAGCCUGCAAGCGUGUCAUUCAGACCAAAUUGAUCGUGCACCAAGAGCUAGGGCCUUUCUUCAGUAUCCAGGAGAAUACCUCGCAGACACAAUGGCCAUGGAAUCUCUUACAAGGGCCUACAAAAAGGCAUCUAAUAUUUCGAAGGUUACGCUGGGAAACGUGAAGGAGCUAACAAGCGACCAGUUGUUCUAUGUAGCCUGGUGCCUUCAGUGGUGCGGUGUUCCUGCUCCUGGAAUAGACCUAACCCAUCCCGAUUUGGACGAAAGGUGCAACGUACCGCUCAUGAACUCUGAACACUUUAGUGAAGCGUUUUCAUGUCGCCGUGACGCACCUAUGAAUCCGUCCAGAAAGUGCCACUUCUUUUAGAAGUAUCACUUAAACUGUUGCCUCAAAUAAAUUCCUCUAACGUAUACGCCUUUGAGUA